Messenger RNA from Chenopodium quinoa (quinoa), 1320 nucleotides. RefSeq lists its product as uncharacterized. The coding region runs from base 47 to 1006 and encodes 319 amino acids. Lineage: Eukaryota; Viridiplantae; Streptophyta; Magnoliopsida; Caryophyllales; Amaranthaceae. The transcript is spliced from 7 exons. The record is from RefSeq and is a predicted model, not a curated record.
AAAUGAGCCAGGGUUUUCUGACAUUCUUGUGGAUGAGUUACACCACAUGCCGCUUGUAGAUCGUGUCAAGUUGCUUUCAUGUGGAAUACCGAGCACGAGUAUGCCUGGAAACCCUAAGGAAGAUGAGGUCUCAGCUAUGGAUUUUGGUAAUGAUGUCUUAGAAUCUGUCAAACCAGUUAGUAUCAGUCGGCCUAGGAAGAAGAGAAGAACUGUAACUGAUUCAGUUGAAACUGCAUUGGAAGAAGAUGCUCCUGGUCUUUUGAAGGUUUUGCUUGACAAAGGAGUAUCAGCUGAAGAAAUUAAGCUGUAUGGGGAAGAAGAUACUGAUGAUAUUCUUGAUGAUUCUCUCAAUUUAGAUGGCUUUGCUGAGCUUGAAGCUGUAAUAUCACAGCUGUUUUCACAUCGUCAAACUUUUCUCAAGUAUCCUCUUUUACGCACAAAGGGUGAGAAAAUUAGCUACUGUUUGUCUUGUCUCCUCUCACUUGUGGAGCAGACAAAAUAUAUGCGAAAUAGGAAGUGGCCUGUUGAAUGGGGUUGGUGUCGAGACCUUCAGUCUUUUUUAUUUGUCUUCCAAAGACAUAACAGAAUUGUACUGGAGCGUCCUGAAUAUGGCUAUGCGACAUACUUCUUUGAGCUGCUGAAUUCUGUUCCUGUGGCAUGGCAGGUCAAGCGUUUGGUGACUGCGAUGAGGCUUACAGGCUGUGGCCGGAUCACCCUAAUAGAGGAUAGACCAUUAGUGGUUGGAGAAGACUUGAGCGAAGGGGAAGCACAAGUAUUGGCUGAAUAUGGGUGGACUCCAAAUACCGGUUUGGGAACAAUGCUGAAUUAUUGUGAUAGAGUGGUUCAUGAUCGGAAGCAAGAGUUGGAUAGCUCAGAGUGGAGGAUGAAGAUAGGAAGGCAGCUUAUGAAUGGAUAUAAUGGCGGGAAUAUCGUGGCCAAGAAUCUUCCGAAAAGGCUUAUGGAAUAUCAAGAUUUACAGGACGUGCAAGUGAAGCUGGAAGAGUGAACUGUUUGGAUUUGUACUAGUUCUCACCACCAAUACUCCUUUCCCAGCUUUGUAUUUUGGACUGAUGAAGUUUGGGCUGGACCGAUAUUGGCUUUUGUUGUAAUAUAUAAGGCUUUAAGCCAGUAAUAUAAGUUAGUGUUCUGUGUUAAAAAACAUAUUCUUGUACAGGUAGUAUUAAGCUUGAGGAGAAAAGCCUCUAUAGAAAUAGGGGAUAAUGAAUACAUAAAGAGGGGUCAUAAUGCCCUAUAGUUCUACUUUAGGGUGUGUUCUAUUCACUUGAUUUUUAGAACUUAUCUGAUCUUAUCUGAACUUAU